AUAAUUUAUAAUAUAAACUGUUGUGCUAUGUUCCAAUAUUAAAAAAGAAUGGAUCCCAAAUCACCCAAAAAUCAAGAUCAAACAACAGACCAAAACCCACAAAAGGAUAAUAAUAAUAACGACAAUAAUAGCAAUGAUAAUAAUAAUAAUCAUAAAUUUAUAAACCCAAACUACAAUACUUUAAUUCAUUUAAAUGACAAAGAAAUUCCUAAAUACUUUUCAAUAUUUGACAAACUUUAUUACACCUUUUAUCAUAUGGAAACACUGGAUAUCCAUGACUAUACAUACAGUAAAGAGACAAAACAACUUUGGAAAAAAAUAAUAGACAAUUGCCAAAAAUGUGCAUUUUUUUUUAAUUGUCGUUAUUUUGCUAACGAGGCAGUAGCACUAUAUAACAAUAUCGAAAUUUAUAAAAAACUUUCAUUAAUUAUAGAUCAUUGUUUAAAUCCAGGCAACUUUCAAGGUCUAAAACAUUUUCUUUUAAAUGUUUUCACUUAUCAUUAUUUUGAUAAUGAUAAGUCAACAAGUUUUUUAAAACCCUUAUUAGAUAAGCAAAUUGGUAUGACAAUAGCAACCAAGGAUUUUUACUACACAAUGGCUCAAGAAUUUAUUGAUAUUGUAGAAACAAAUAGAUAUGAACUGGUUGAUGAAGUUGAUGGCGAAGAAUUAAGGGAAACUAUUAUCAUCACUAAACUUUCAGUAUACUUUACAAGAUUUAAUGAAGAAAUUCUACCAUAUUUGCCUAGACCCAUCAUAGAUAGAAUCUCAACAUUUAGAAAAUCAGGCGGUUAUAGAUUUAAUAAUAUACGUCAAUAUAAUUUUGAUAGAGUAACAGAGAAAUAUUGGUAUUUUGAUGAUCCUGAAAAUAUAGUUUUAAUGAACAAUAAUGAAACUAUUAAAUUAAAUAACCAAAUCAAAAAUCAAAACAAUGUAGAUAAUAGUAUAAACAACAACAAUAUUGGUCACAAUAUAAGCAAUACUACAGAUAAAAACGAUAAAAAUAAUGAUAUCGAAAACAAUAUUAAUGUUGAUCAUAAUAUAGCUAAUACCACAGAUAAUAAAAAUAAUAAUAAAGAGAAUCCAAAAACCUCAACAAAUAUAGUUACCAAUGAUAGUAGUGAAAAUCAAAAUAAUAAAGAAAAUAGCAAUAAACCUAUUUGGUCAUAUAAUGAAACUAAAUUACUUAUUGAAGGGUUUUAUAUGUUUGGUGAAAAAUGGUCGAAAAUCAAAAAUUAUUUUUUUAGCAGCGAAAAUAAUUCUGGAAACCUCAGAUCAGAAGACGAGAUUUCACUUCAAAUAAAAAAAUAUAUAAAAAUUUUUCCUGAUAGUAAUCAAAUGAUUACAUGUUUUUUAUCGAUGAUUGACAAAGAAUGGUGCGACAAUCAUUUAAGAGAAAUUGAAAGAAAAGAAGAAAAAGAAAAAAAAAAAGAAAGAAAACAAGAACAAGAAAGAAAAAAAGAAAGAGAAAGGGAAAAAGAAAGAAAAAAUGAAAAUGAAAAUGAAAAUGAAAACGAAAGCGAAAAUGAAAAUGAAAAUGAAAAAGAAAAUGAAAAUGAAAAUGAUAAAGCAAAUGAUAAAGAAAAUUUAAAAAACAAACCCCUACUAUCCAAAGAGGAAACCGAUUUUGUUAAAGAGUUUAACUAUGAGAAUGAUUCACUAGAAUCAGAAAUAAAGAAGUUUAGAGAAAAAGAAAAAGAAAAAAAACAUACAGAUAAUAGUACUACAAAUCCCCCAUCGAAACAAACAAAUAUUUCCAAAAAUCCACAUGUACCAAAAAGAGAACACUCUCAAUCCCCAGUCAUCGACAUUAGCAGUGGCAGCGAAGAUGAAAAAAAAGAAAAAAAAAAGAAAAAUAUAUCUGAAAAGAACUCUGCCACUUCAUCAAAUAAUAAAAAAAAGGAAUCUAAAAGGGAGUAUAUUGACGCUGACAAUUUUGAUAACGGUGAAAGUGAAGAAGAAAGAGAAAGAGAAAAAGAAAGAGAAAGAAAAAAACUUAGAUUUUUACAAAGAGAAGAAGAAAAAAAAACUUUAGAAAAAAAAAAUAUCAAUAAUAAAGAUUAG
Messenger RNA from Dictyostelium purpureum, 2061 nucleotides. RefSeq lists its product as uncharacterized. NCBI's taxonomy places the organism in Eukaryota, Evosea, Eumycetozoa, Dictyosteliales, Dictyosteliaceae. The coding region runs from base 49 to 2061 and encodes 670 amino acids. The record is from RefSeq and is a predicted model, not a curated record. The transcript is spliced from 4 exons.